UCAAGUUCCGGCUUUCCUCUGUCUUUUCCUCCUACUCCUUUUCCUUUUCCCUUUCCUGCAUUAUCUUGCAAAGCCCUAGAUUUGGAAUUUAGGGUUUUGUUUUCUCAAUGUGUUUAUGCAUCAUUUAGGAACUGCCAGCUUACCGGCUUAAGUUGUGUGUGUUGUUGUGAGCCUCUGAUGUUUCUGCAUUUUCCCCCAAGGUCAGCUCUAGUCAUGAGUUUCUAAUGGUGACACUGUUUGAGCUCUGAAAUCUCUUCUCCCCUUUCUUCUCUGGCUUAGAAGUGUCUGUUACGGGGGUUCUAUAGAUAUCUCUCUAAACAAAACCCUCAUGAAACUCUUGAUUUUGGCAUACAUUUGAUAAAAUCUGAGCUUCUUAAUUUAACAUCUGGGGUUGUUGAGUCUGAGAUCCCUUUUGUUUUACUCUUUGCUCUGUGAUUAAAAAUUUAAUUUUCUUAGUGAAAGUGUUAGCUUUUAACAGCAUAAGGUGAAAUCCUGGUAAAAUCCCUGUUUUAUGUCUUCAGCUGCAACUGAGUUCUGGUUCAUAGCUCAAGAAGUUUGAGUCUUCUAGUAGAUUUGGGAGCAUAAGUAGUGUAUUAGUCACAAAUCUUUUAGUGAAUGCAUGGAUGGGAGAGAGGCUAUGGCAUUCUCUGGAGGUCCCCCUUCAUAUUACAUUCAUAGAGGAGGCAUUGCUGGGUCUGUCUCUGGAACACAUUCUGGAGGGUUUCAAGUGCCUCCUGGGUUCAGACCAAACACCAGCAUUCCAGUACAGUCAAAUGUACGAGGUAGCUCUAUGGUUUCUACAGUUACAGUAGAACCUACCAAUUAUAGUCAUAAUCAUGGCAUUAGCAUUAGUUCGUCUCCUGGGGUACCUCCUUCAAGCGAGCGUGUGAAAAAGAAACGAGGAAGGCCCCGUAAAUACCGUCCUGAUGGACCAGUUUCUCUGGGUCUGUCUCCCGUUUCUGCCACUGCAAAUUCUACCCCUGCAUCAAGCACUCCAGCCCAGAAACGAGCUAGAGGGCGCCCACCUGGAAGUGGAAGGAAACAACAAUUAGCUGCGCUAGGUGAAUGGAUGAACAGUUCAGCAGGGAUGGCUUUUUCACCUCAUGUUGUCAUGAUUGGAGCUGGGGAGGACAUCGUAGCAAAGUUACUGUCCAUUUCACAGCAGAGGCCAAGGGCACUGUGCAUCUUGUCAGGAACUGGGACAGUUUCAUCAGUUACUCUGAGGCAGCCUGCUUCUACCGUUGCCAGCAUCACUCUUGAGGGCCGAUUCCAAAUAUUACGCUUGGCUGGUUCUUACCUGGUUGCCGAAGAUGGUGGACACCGCAAUAGAACAGGUGGUGUGAGUGUCUCCCUUUCUAGUCCUGAAGGUCAUGUUAUUGGUGGUGGGGCUGCUGUGCUUGUUGCUGCAAGCCAAGUGCAGGUGGUGGUGUGCAGUUUUAUAUAUGAAGGGUCCAAGACCAAGACUAAGCAAGUGAGUACCUCUCAGGGCGAUGUUUCUGAAGCUGAGCAUGAUAACAAGUUAGCUACUCCAGCAAGUGCUCCGCCAUCUCAAAACUAUAAUCAACCAACAAGAGGCAUUUGGCCAUCUGAUCUAAAAAGUACACACACUGGUAUUGAUUUGAUGCGUGGAUAAAAAUAUUUAGUUUUGAAUAGACAUUGCAGUUUUGUAUAGCGCGUAGAUAUAACUUGUGUGUUGUUUGUAAAUGAACUGGAUUUUCGAGCAUUGUAUGAAGCCAUUGACGAUUGCCAGGCUUGAACUAACAAUUUAUUACUGUAACAGAUCCAUGAUUUUCAGGGUUAA
Messenger RNA from Prosopis cineraria, 1801 nucleotides. Its product is annotated as AT-hook motif nuclear-localized protein 5-like. Gene Ontology annotation, molecular function: minor groove of adenine-thymine-rich DNA binding. NCBI's taxonomy places the organism in Eukaryota, Viridiplantae, Streptophyta, Magnoliopsida, Fabales, Fabaceae. The transcript has 5 exons. Bases 620 to 1633 code for a protein of 337 amino acids. The record is from RefSeq and is a predicted model, not a curated record.